AUGGGUGCAUGUUUGAGCAAAAAGAACAAAACUUCUACUUCUUCACCCCCUGCUUCCACCAAAUCACUAUCCACACCCCCAAUUCAUCAACAAAAUUCUCAUAACAAUGUCACAGCUACAAUUUCGAAACCAGAGAACAAAAACAACAAAACAGAAGAGAAACAACAAGACCCAGAAGUUCUUAUACAACAUGAAGAAGAAUCUCAGCCUAAAAAGGAGAUUUUUAUCAUCAAACACAGAAAAAGCCAUGAUGAAAGAGAGAAAAACUCAACCAAAAUCAAUGAUGGGUUGGUUUCAUCUAGUGAAACAGAAUCAUUGAACAACAACAACAAUAACAACAAUAUCAGUAACAAUAACAAGAUUGGUGUUGUUUCUGCUGUGAGAACUUCCAGCUGCACGAAAGAAGAAGUAGAUGCGAUUCUAAUUCAAUGUGGAAGACUCUCCAGAAGCUCUUCUGGAAAAGCUGCUUCUUCUUCAACCAGAAAAUAUUCUGGGUCAAAGAGAAGUUUCGAUUUUGAUCAUUCUGACAACAACAAUGAUGCAAUUUCAGCUGAAGAUGAACAGAAAAGAACAAAUCCAAGUGAUAACAGCGAGGAAUAUGACGGUGCUGCACGACACAACAACCGUCAGCGCCACCGCAGUUCGCCCAAAAGUUCUUCUAAUGGAAGAAGAAGAACACCAAGUAGAGAAAGAGAAAGAGAACAGCGUUCAAGCAGUAGAGAAAGGAGAGUGAGUAGAUCUCCGGGAAGAAGAUCUUCUGAUGCAAAUGCUGCAAAUGGAAGUAACAAUACUGGCUCUGGUUCUGGUUCUAGGCCUGGGAAAAUGGUGACUGUUCCUGCUACUGUUUCAUCAUUGGUUAUGGAUAAAAGUAACAAUGGUGGUGGCGGUGGUGGGGGAGAUUCUGGUAAGAGAGUUAAUGUUAAGAGAAAUAUUGUUUCACCACGUUCUAUGUCACCUGCUAGAGUAAAUGGAAAUGGAACGAAUCAGAAUCAGAAUCAGCAACAACCUUCUCUUAGCCGUAGUAAUUCUGCAAGAAAGACUGAAGUUUCACCUUAUAGAAGAAACCCUCUCAGUGAAGUUGAUCCUAAUUCACUUGCUUAUCCGCAAUCAAAUGCUAAUAAUGGUGGAAGCAAAGUUCAGAUCAAACACAAAAAGGAGAUGGAAGCUGAGACUGUUCAGAAGCCAAAGGCUGAAGUGAGGGACAAUACCAGAAACCGGACAAGUAGCCGAGGUAUAUCGGAAAAGGGUGUGAAUACUCACACAAAGGAACAACAAGAGGAUGAAAUCAAGGUAAUGUCUGAUAAUGCUAUUGUGAAGAAUGUGGUGAUGCCAACAGGGAUUACAAGAAGCAGAUCAUCUAGAAGAUCAAGAGACUUAGACAACCUCAAUCCCGAAACUCUUACCAAUCCACCACCAUCAUCCUACACUUCAUUACUCCUAGAAGACAUUCAUAACUUCCACCAAAAGACCAUAACACAGCCUGCUGUGUCUCUUCCAGCUUGUCUCAACAAAGCUUGUUCUAUCCUUGAAGCUGUUGCUGAUCUCAACUCCACAACAAGUUCAACUUUCUCUAGGAACGAGUACAAUGCUGUUCCUGAAUCAUCAUUUGUAGAAGAAUCUGAAGUUGUUGUAAGUGAUGAUGUGAUGGAACCAAGUUUGCAUAAGUAUGUUACUGUUAAGAGAGGUGGUUCAUUUUCACUCUGUGAGGAUCAAGAGUCUUCUGGAAGUAAUAGCUUCAGUUUGAAUAGUGGCCAACAACAACAACACUGGAACAACUGUUCUUCUGGCAAUUCACCGGAUUGUUGGAGUUCGAGAUUGAAUUUGAAAGAGGAGAGUUUGAUGAAAAGAAGAGAGUGUGAUCAUCAACAUAGUGGUGGUAUCGGACGCGGAAGGCUUGCUACUACAUCUUCUUCAACAUAG
Molecule: messenger RNA, 1920 nt
Organism: Lathyrus sativus (Indian pea)
Lineage: Eukaryota; Viridiplantae; Streptophyta; Magnoliopsida; Fabales; Fabaceae
Source: the annotation of a GenBank genome assembly